AUGAUCGGCGUCUUUGUCGUCAUUCAAUUUGUUUCUUUAUAUGCAGUUUUAACUAAUUUGAAAUAUGAUGUAAGUAUUGCUAAUAGAAAAUUUGGUAUAGUUAUAAGCACCUAUCCAAGCCAUAAAUGGCUUGCUUGUAAAAUUUUGAUUUAUGACAAUUUUGGAUACUGCCAUAAGGAUUUUAAUAGUGGAAAUAUAUUGCAAAAUAAAGUUAAUUCUUAUAUUUCAGAUUUGGAACCAUAUAUCGUUCCAGAAGUCUUGAAUGGAGAACCAUAUAUAUUAGCUUCUGAUAUCUAUAAUAUUUGUAAUGGACUUCGUCCAGAAUUUGGAAAAGGAAUUCCUGAAUUUUAUAAGAAAUUGGCUUAUAGGUGUAUGAAUGAAAAUCCAAAUCAAAGACCAACGAGCGAUGAAUUACAUGAAUUAUUGUAUUUUGCAGAUAGAUAUUAUACAAGAAUUCAAGCAAAAUGA
Funneliformis geosporum is the source of this 468-nucleotide messenger RNA. The record is from the annotation of a GenBank genome assembly. NCBI's taxonomy places the organism in Eukaryota, Fungi, Glomeromycota, Glomeromycetes, Glomerales, Glomeraceae.